This is a messenger RNA of Salarias fasciatus (jewelled blenny), 3064 nucleotides long. RefSeq names its product LUC7-like (S. cerevisiae) (gene luc7l). Gene Ontology annotation, cellular component: U1 snRNP. The record is from RefSeq and is a predicted model, not a curated record. Gene Ontology annotation, biological process: mRNA splice site recognition. The transcript is spliced from 11 exons. The coding region runs from base 1153 to 2082 and encodes 309 amino acids. Lineage: Eukaryota; Metazoa; Chordata; Actinopteri; Blenniiformes; Blenniidae. Gene Ontology annotation, molecular function: mRNA binding.
CAGUCGAGUUCACGAAGUAGAGAAAAGCAACGGGAGGCGAUGCUCGGAUGAAUAAUCACUCUAAACGCAAAACACAUUAACAGAGGAACUGUUUUCAGUUGCUUGAUUCUCUAUAGCGCUGUUGACGGAGGAGCCACAGUAAUGUCUGCCCAGGCUCAAAUGAGAGCUUUGCUCGACCAGCUGAUGGGAACAGCGAGGGAUGGUUCAGUGUAUCUUUGCCAGCCUACAUCAAUCUGCAAAGGAGUUGCAGAAAAGCCUCAUGUUCAUCGAGCCGUAUGGGCAAGAAAACUGUUCCCAUUUAUACUUUUCUACAGCGGGUAUAAUAUUCUGCAGCUGAGGUCUUGAAGAUGCAGAAGGGUACAGUAUGUGGUGCAGAUCGCAGUGUGUAUAAACAACACUUUCUUCCUUGGAUUAGUUUUUGCAUUUUUGUUUGAAUUUUCUUCAAAUGUCUUACACUUGUAAACGGCUUGGCUGGAACAUAUGUGUGAAAUGUUUACAGUUUUUUUUAUUUGUCUUGUUCACAUUAUACAUUUUGACACAGUCAGUUUAAUAUGUUCAGAAGUCAUGGUACCAGUUUUAAGUAAACAUUUUGUAAUUACAAUGUUGUGUUACUCCCCUCUUGGCCUAGUUAUUUGAUGCUUCAGAUAUACAGCCUUGAGACACAGAGCCUCACAAUACAGUAAACUGAAUUGAGGCUUUUUUACAUUGUUAUCCAGGUAAGAAUAACUCUUAAUACCACAUACAGUUAAGGCUACCUAUUUCUCUUUAUUACUGAUGUAGCUUUCAUUUGUCAUUACACUCCCAUUGAGCUACAUAUAUUGAAUUUUUUAAAAUAAUCUCACACAAAUGAAAUUGUUUUGCAGUCAGUAGUUUUAUACGAAUUGGUUUUCAUUCAAUUAGCUGAGCACAGAAUCUUUGAAUGCUAAUUUGGUCACACAUGUUUGUCUAAUGCAUUUAGUGCUGUUGCAGUGAUUUAUCUUGAAGCUCUGGAUACGUCGCCAUUGCUGUCAAGUAUGUGAGAUUUCUCUCAAAUGUUGUUUUUUGGCUCUUUCAGGUGAUGAGACACGGCAGAGGGUCAAGUUCACCGACGAGCGAGUCUGCAAAAGUCACCUCCUCAACUGCUGUCCACAUGACAUCCUGUCUGGAACGCGUAUGGACCUGGGCGAGUGCACAAAGAUCCAUGACCUGGCGCUGAGGGCGGAUUACGAAAUUGCCUCCAAGGAGCGAGAUCUUUUCUUUGAGCUUGAUGCGGUGGAUCACCUGGAGUCUUUCAUUGCUGACUGCGACCGGCGGACAGAACUCGCCAAGAAGCGCCUGGCUGAGACCCAGGAAGAGAUCAGCGCUGAGGUGGCAGCGAAGGCGGAGAAGGUCCACGAGCUGAACGAGGAGAUCGGAAAGCUGCUGGCGAAGGCCGAGCAGCUCGGAGCCGAAGGCAACGUAGACGAGGCCCAGAAGGUCCUGCAGGAAGUGGAGAAGGUUCGCACCAGGAAGAAGGAUGCCGAGGAAGAAUACAGAAACUCCAUGCCGGCCUCCAGCUUCCAGCAGCAGAAGCUGCGGGUGUGCGAGGUAUGCUCAGCUUACCUGGGUCUCCAUGACAACGACCGCCGUCUGGCUGAUCAUUUCGGUGGCAAACUGCACCUGGGCUUCAUCCAGAUCCGAGAGAAACUGGACCAGCUGAAGAAAACUGUGGUGGACAAGCAGGAGAAGAGGAACCAGGAGCGCUUAAAGAGACGAGAAGAACGAGAGAAGGAGGAGAGGAUGAGGAAGAGGACCAGAUCACGGAGCAGAGAGCAUAGAAGGUCCCGGUCUCGUGACCGCAGGAGGCGGCGCUCGCGCUCCACAUCACGGGACAGGCGCCGCUCCCGCUCGCGCUCCAGAGAGAGGAGGCGGCGGCACCGCAGCCGAUCCCGCUCACGCAGCCGAGGACACCGCCACAGCCACGAGCAGAGCUCCAGACACAAGUCCUCCAGGGACCGAGAGCGCUUGUCCAGAGACCGCUCCCGGGAGCGGGACCGGAGGGACGGCAUGAACGGCCGGUCAGACUCCCGGCGGGGAGACGACAGGGACAUGGGGGACCUCUGAAGACCAAACUCCACACACCACUACACACAGCCUCCCGUGUCCCCUCCCCUCCUCUCCCCUCCGUCUGUCCAUUUCUAAGAAGCCUCGUGUUCCCCUCCGCCCUCCUCUUGACCCCCUGCCCCCCGCCUGCCUCUUUUCUUUGCUUCGCUGCCGCCGACCCAGAGCAUACACAUUACUGGAGUAUAGCACGGAGUCACUCUUCCUGUAUCCACAUACAUGACGUUGCUGUUGGAUCAUUGGCAGGUUUGUUAUUGAUGAGUAGUGGAGUGUCCUGUAAACCCACCCAGUCCGCCUUCGGUCUCGUCUCUCCUCCACAGCGAGCCGGACUGGAGCAUGAAGCGUAACUCAUCCAUUUUCUUUUUAUUAUCCACCGAUGGUCUUUUGAUAAAGAAUCUGUAAAUACGUCUUGGGCCUACUGAUUGUCAUGGUCUGGUCUGUCCUAUCCAGUAGUUUUUCUUUCUUUCUGAUCCUUGCAAAGAAUUCUUUCGACUGUUUAAUGAAAAUAAAGUGCAGUUCUUGAAUCUCUGUCCACGAAAUUGUCUCAGACAUGAUGUCUCUUCACCAGUCCAGUCCAAAAACCAGUUUCUACAGUCGCUGUUAGCAUCCAACAUCUGACGAAUCGGAUUUGAUGCUUCCUGUCUUGAUGGGAGUCUGUUGGGCCAGUAGACAUUAACUCAUGUUCGGUUUUAUUUUAUGUUUUUCCUGUCUCUACCUUUAUAAAGAACUAGUUUUGGCACGUGAAGCCGAUAGAACGAGGAGAUGACGCGUUGCGAAUUCACUUGUGAAACUAGAUAUGUUGUCUAAAUUGUGUUAUAAAUUAAAAUUUUUUUGCCCGUAUGUGGACAGAGUUACAGUAAAACGGAUUUUAAUGGAUGCACUGCUUUACCUACUGUGUGAAGUCUCAUCUGUUUAUGUUCUGCUUAAGAUCUUCCGUUUGAAGUCUCGAUUAAAAUAAAAUAAAAAAUCCCAUCAUUUCAAUUUU